Pelobates fuscus (common spadefoot toad) is the source of this 3885-nucleotide messenger RNA. RefSeq names its product KN motif and ankyrin repeat domains 3 (gene KANK3). The record is from RefSeq and is a predicted model, not a curated record. Lineage: Eukaryota; Metazoa; Chordata; Amphibia; Anura; Pelobatidae. Gene Ontology annotation, cellular component: cytoplasm; cytoskeleton. Gene Ontology annotation, biological process: negative regulation of actin filament polymerization. Gene Ontology annotation, molecular function: protein binding. The coding region runs from base 281 to 3442 and encodes 1053 amino acids. The transcript is spliced from 12 exons.
CUGUGCUGGCAGUGUAGUGCUGACCCGGGCAGGCAGGCAGGCAGGCAGGCAGGCAGCAGGCUGUGAUGAAAUGACACUAUCUGCUUGUGGGAAUGCAUUCAUAACUUAAUAAGAAGAAAACCGAAGCAAAUAAUGAUGUUUAAAGUGCAAGCUGAAACUGGAGAAACUGGGUGAACAGUCCACAGCCUCCCGUACUCGAGACAAGCAAAUACUAUUUCAUUCACUGCUGUGACACACAUCUGAGUCCGAUUUGCAUUUUUUUACUCUUUUGUUUACGAAAAUGGCACAAUCCUUGCAUAUCAACCAGAACCUACCAGAUUUAGGUGGCCCAUUUCUGUAUCGAGACCAGGAUGAAAAGACCUCCUAUUCUGUGGAAACUCCAUAUGGCUUCCAGUUGGAUUUGGAUUUCUUGAAGUAUGUUGAAGAUAUUCAGAGCGGUCAGACAUUAAAAAAGGUAUCCGUGAACCGCAAACCAAGGGUACCAAGGCUGUCUAGUUCAUCCCUGAGAAGUCCGUCUUGCCAGACUGGUGGAUGGACUUCUACAGAAUCUUUAAACUCCAGCGAGGAUGGGAGAUCAGGCUCUGUAUUUUUUUCAAGGGUUAGGACUCAGUCUGGCUCCUCUGAUAUUAAAGAUAAUCUGAAUAUGCAAAAAUCUGGCCCAGUUUCUCCUACAACUAUCAUUAAUCUGCUGCCCCCACCUUCACCCAAGUCCAUCAUAAGGAAUCCUCGUGUUGAGAAAACACUGGUGGAGACCAGCAUACGACUUGAAAAAGAACAACAAACUUCCUCUGCAGGUUUGCAUGUGAAAACAGGGCCACCUACAAAUCUUGCCAAGCUCAGUGUUGCUAGUACAAGUUCACCUAAUCUGUCUCAAUUGUCCUCAUCUGUGCAACAAAGCAGAAGUGUAGAAGGUCUUGGUAUACUGAGUCCCAGUUUCUCAGGAUGUGUAAGAAUUAGUCCGGCAAACUCUGGAAGAAGUACACCAGCAGCUAACAUUUCUUCAACUCAUCUGCAGUUUGUUCGCGAGCAGAUGGCUGCUGCUUUGAGACAACUGAAAGAUCUUGAAGAACAAGUAAAAGCUAUUCCUGUGUUGGAAAUGAAGAUUUCUACCCUGGAGAGAGAGAAGAAAGAACUGCUAGCUGAUCUGGAGAAGAAGCAGGAGACCUGUUUUGGUGAGCAGUCAAGUGCAAAAAAUUCAGAUGAAAUUGACUCGGAAAAAAAUCUAGACCUUUCUUCUGAACUGGAAAGCGAGUCAGAGAAUGGAAGGCCUAGACCAAGUAAGAUUGCAGAGCUUAAAAGACUUACAGAAAAGCUAAGUGUUCAUGAAAGAACAACAAAAGGUAAUAAGAAUGCAACCACCAAGGCAUUUGCAAGUCCCCCGAAAGUGAUGGAAAGGCGCUCGAAGUCUGUAGGUGUAGGAGAGGAGAAAGACAUGAAUGAUGCAGUAUUUUAUUAUAAGUCCCAUAAAGCAUUCAGAGAAGUUGCUGUUGGAUCUGAAAGUGAAAUGAAGGAUGUUGGUGUUUGGGUAAUGGAAUCCUUGUUGGGACUGACUUGUGAGACAGAAAAAGAGAUUGAACUACUUCAGUACACAAUUGAUCACCAAAAAGGGGUCAUCAGCAUGUUAGAAGGACAUCUAAAAGAUGCAGCAUUUGAGCUGGAAGAGCUAAGGGUGGCUGUUUGUUCUAGAACACAAAGAGACACCGCAGACAAGGAAGUUACAGCUCAGCCUCAAACACUGGAAGCAUCUUCUGAAGCUGUAGUCCUCACUCUUAGCCAAGCAUCAGGAGAACCUUUAAACAUGACUGAUACGGGAGUUAAUUGCUUCUUAGAAAUAUCUUGCAUUGGCGGAAGCACGGUGUCCGAAGUAAGGGAAGUUGCAGUUGGUCCAGAUGUGAUUUUAGGAUAUGAAGAGAAGAGCACUCAGGCUAAUUUGGAGGGAUCUAAUGAAGCACUGUCUACUUUAAUUUCCGGAUUUAAUAGCACUGUAAUAGAACCUGCAAGUGAGCCAAGGACUGACAUAAUUUCAAAAAACAAAUGUAAAAGAACAUUGUUGGCAGGAGACGAGGUGGAUGUUGCUAAGAAUAACCAGGAUAUCAUAAAGCAUGUGGAGAAGUGUGAUAAGACUGAGGGAAAAAUUACAGUGGAAGGAAAGGUCAGAGCUCUCAGCUCAUCCUCUGAAGUGAAGCAUGAUCAGUGUGUAAUUAUACAGAAUUCUGUAGAAGUUCAGAGCGAGAUAACGGGUCAGAAUGAAGAUGUUGCAGAGGGAAGUAGGGAUCUAACCAGUUUGAGUCAAGCUGGAACACUAAAGUCUAUCAUGAAAAACAAGGAUGGAUCCUCCCAAAGUCCAUCAAACAGAGGGAAGAAAAGCCUGCAGUUUGUUGGAAUCUUAAACGGAGAAUAUGAGAGUACGUCAAGUGAAGAAUCGAGUGACAACGAAGGGGACAGCUCCUCCGAUAAGGUGUCAGAAGACAGUUCCGAUAGUGAGGAGAUAAACUAUGUUGAUACAUCGGAGGAGGAAAUGAAUGUAAAUAUGGACGACAGUGAUAGUGACGUGGAAGAAUGUGCAGCGGAAGAGAAGAGGAAAGUGGAGAAAAAGAAGAAAAACAAAGAUGAAAAGUUUGCUCAAGUUGAUGCCAAGGAAAAGACUUUGGGCUUGAGUGCAAAAAUGCGAGAGGCAUGUCUUACUGUUGAUGCUCACUUAAAGGAUCCUACUGCAAUGAAAUCAAAAGAAAUUCUCUCCAGUUACCACCUGGUCCAACAAGAGUGGUUUAGGGCAUCUAGCCAGAAAUCAUCUGUGACUAGCAAAGUGGCUGUCUACCUUGAGGCUUUCAGUGAAAUGUCCAAAGAUCUGCUCGGCCACGUGGUAAAUCUCACAGACGGAAAUGGGAACACCGCUCUACACUACAGUGUGUCGCACUCAAACUUCAGCAUAGUUCAGCUACUGCUAGACACUGGAGUCUGUAAUGUGGAUCGUCAGAACAAGGCUGGUUAUACAGCCAUUAUGCUAGCAGCUCUAGCAGCUGUGGAAAAAGAAGAAGAUAUGAAUAUUGUGUGCCGCCUAUUCAGCAUGGGAAAUGUCAAUGCCAAAGCCAGCCAGGCAGGUCAGACUGCACUGAUGCUAGCUGUGAGCCAUGGAAGGCAGGAAAUGGUGCAGGCGCUACUCGCCUGUGGAGCCAAUGUCAACCUGCAAGAUGAUGAGGGAUCGACAGCCUUGAUGUGUGCCAGCGAACAUGGGAGAGCAGAGAUUGUGAAGUUGCUGUUAGCCCAAGCUGGAUGUGACAUAAACAUAACGGACAAUGAUGGGAGCAAUGCUCUCUCAAUAGCGCUUGAAGCGGGACAGAAUGAUAUUGCGAUGUUACUUUAUGCACAUAUGAACUUCUGCAAGUCACAGGCACCAAGUUCGGACGCAUUGCCAUUGGGGAAGUCUGCCAGCCCCCUUUAACAUCUGAAACUGGAAUUUGCCUAGUGUCUGCUGUGGCUGACUGCACAAUUCAAUUACCUUUACCAUAUACCCUUGUUAAGGAGCAAAGCACAAUAUUAAACAACUAUAUAGAGAAUGAAAUGACUAAUACUCACUUGUACAUCGUACCUUUUUAGUAUUAAGGCAUGGCCAGCAGCGUACUCUGUGUCUCAUUCAAUGAACGUAAUGAAGAUGGUCUUGUUGUACAUGUGCUCAAGAGGCAAAAUGUAUAAUUUCCUAUCCUCUGCACUGAAAUAUGUUAAGCUCUAUGACAAUGUGUAUUGCUGUUUUCAGUACUGAUAACACAUUUUAUAAAUAUUUUAUUGUGCCAUAUUCCACUGCAUCUUAUCAAAUAUUGUUAUUUAUACAAACAAAUAACCUUUUUUGUUCGUUUUUACUAAUAAAUAAAUACUUGUUUUACUUUG